AUGACACCAAACCAAUUAAAAAUGAUGGUGUGCUUAUUAUUAGUUGCUUUCAUUUCCUGUGGGCUUUACUUCUACAUAUUCUGGAAGAAAUUAGAUCAUAAACCUUAUUAUGAAUAGCUGGCAUUUGCAUAUGGGUUGCUUUUAGGAUUCACGGAAUUAUUGGUGGCCAUAAUUUUAUACAUCCUUAUUAAAACCAGGGCGUAAAUCACAUCCCUGGGGGAGAUUGGCCGUUAUAUCAGGCAGAACUGCUACAAAGAGUAUUAUGCAUUAAUCAUAAUAAAUUUGGUAUUUCUGGUAACCUUCAACAUAAUAACCAUUUUGGAUCCAGAAUCAGUGAGUUUUAAGGAUAUUCAAUCACUCCACUUCAUAGCUGCAUAUUAUGUCCAAUCAGUUCUUUUCGCAAUAUUCUCGAAUGACCUAUUGAAGAGACGAUCCUUGAUUCCGAACGAGUACAUGUUCGAAAGAGAGGGGAUAUUUCGAUGUGCCUACGAGGUUCUGUAUUACGUGGUGUGUUUAUUCAUAGUAUUAAGCUACUUUUUGGUCACCCACUUUGAGAAGAUGCCAGAACCCAAUCAAACAUUAUGCCAACUGAUCAUUUUCACAUUGCUCUACCAAUUCUAUUCGAUAACCAAAUUGGGUAUCUUGAUAAAAAUAUUUCUGAUAAUAACCACUACCAGAUUGCUCUACUCUGCAGCGAAUUCAAUUUAGGACUUGAAGGAGACCUCGCAAAAGGGUUCUCAGAUCACAUUGGUUGUGAUCACAGUCCUAUUUCUGAUUAGAAUGGUUCAGCAGAGCAUAUUGGGCAUUUUAAGAGCAAGAGAACAGUAUUUGAAUUAGAUACAACAUCAAACACCUGAUAUAUUGAGUGCAUUGAAUUUAAUGCCCCCCAGAGACCCAUACAUAAGAGGAUCAACUUAGAUAAUAAGUGAAGAAUAGAUAUAAAUGAUGCCUCAAUAGAAGUUCAAGUUGGAGAAUGAAUUUGUCUGCUCAAUAUGUGAUAUGAAUCUAUUAAAGAAUGAAAUGGUGAUGAAGUUAAGUUGUUCCCAUAUCUUCCAUUCGGAAUGUCUCAAACCAUGGAUCAGAAUAAAGAACUCUUGUCCUAAUUGCAGAUAGCAAGUGCUGAGAUAGGGCAAUCAUGAAAAUCAUAUCCAACAACCAGUCUAUGAGCAUCCCUAGGAAUAGCAACACUAGGUUUUACAUGUUUAAAUUGAAGCCCCCCCAUCCAAUGAAAACAAUUAAGCAGUGUAAGAAUUUCAUGACAGGUAGUUGGAAAUACAAGAAUGA
Paramecium tetraurelia is the source of this 1284-nucleotide messenger RNA. RefSeq lists its product as uncharacterized. NCBI's taxonomy places the organism in Eukaryota, Ciliophora, Oligohymenophorea, Peniculida, Parameciidae. The transcript is spliced from 4 exons. The record is from RefSeq and is a predicted model, not a curated record.